Messenger RNA from Rotaria sp. Silwood2, 333 nucleotides. The record is from the annotation of a GenBank genome assembly. Lineage: Eukaryota; Metazoa; Rotifera; Eurotatoria; Philodinida; Philodinidae.
AUGUCGUCAAAUAUAAUAACUGAUCAACAAUGUUUAGUCAUUGAUGACAAUGAUAAUCCACCCUCAUAUCAAGAUGCAACAAAUCAAGGCUAUGGAACAUUCAUUAAUUCAUCUAGAACAACCAAUACUUUAUCGUAUCCUUAUUUAUUUGAUUCUCAACAACCUACAGUAAUAAUACUUGGCGGAUGUCCAGCUUGCAAAGUUGGCAUGUUAGAUACUGAAUUUACAUGUUUGGGUCUAUGCUGUGCAAUAUUCUUUUUCCCAAUCGGAAUUCUUUGUUGUUUAGCACUUCGACAACGACGGUGCAAUUUUUGUGGAGCUAUUUUAGAUUGA